AUGCCGUCCGCAGACCCCCCCAGUAUUACAAAGGUGUGUGUAAAAUGCAAAGUUCAGCCUCCUGCUGUUCUCCUCAGGGUUGGGGAUCCUUACUGCAGGGAAUGUUUCCACGAGUAUUUUAUCCACAAAUUCAGAGCCAUGUUGGGCAAAAAUAGAAUCAUUUUUCCGGGAGAAAAGGUCUUGUUGGCUGUGUCAGGAGGCCCAUCUUCAUGCUCAAUGCUUCAUCAGGUUCAACAGGGCUUAAGUGUCGAUGCUCAUAAAAAGCUCAGGUUCACUCCGGGGAUUGUUUUUAUAGAUGAGGGUGCUCUGACGGGGUGUUGUCUGGAGGAUCGACUCAAGACAAACACUGAGAUACAAGCUCUGUUUGAAUCCACUGGUUUUCCUUUUCACGUUGUUCCAUUGGAGCGGGUUUUAGAGCUGCCCGCCUCAGUCUUGCAGCCCCACGAGUCCUUCUCGGACUCUAAAAGCUCAUACAAAGCUGCUGUUGGGGAGUUCGAUCAGACCCAGAGCUCUGGAGUCCAGCCUCCAUGCCAGCCUCAGGAAGCAGCUGAAGUACAUGAGACUCGAACACUGGAACUACAGCAGCUUGUGGCAUCAGUGAAAACUCACACUGCACGAGAGGAGCUUCUCAGCAUGCUACGACAGCACUUGUUGUUGCACACAGCUCGUACCGAGGGCUAUAGUAAACUCAUGCUGGGGGACAACUGCACCAGGCUGGCUAUAAAACUGUUGAGCAACAUCUCUCUGGGCCGAGGAGCUCAGGCAGCACUUGAUACGGGCUUUUCAGACUCUCGCUACGGUGAUGUCAUAGCAGUGAGGCCAAUGAGGGACUACUCUGCUAAGGAAAUUGCUUACUACAACCACUUAUUUAAAGUUCCCUCUGUCUUUAUCUCCGGCCUAGACUCUAAGACCCCAGAGAAGGACAGUAUUCAAAGACUAACAGAGAGUUUUGUCACUAAACUUCAGACUGAUUUCCCCUCCACCGUCAGCACCAUCUACAGGACAAGUGAGAAGCUGCAGACGGCGUGUAAGGCCCCCUCUGCUGUGGAUGACAGUCUGAGGUGUGAGCUGUGCCUGUGCGCCCUGGACACUUCUGCAGAAAAUGCAUCUGCUUUUCAAGCCACACAGAUAUCAGAGCAGCUUUCACAAAGAAAAUGCCCAGAUGACAGCCUUCAAAAUCUGAAAUAUGACACCACCUGCUCUGACCGUUGUCAUGGAGAUGGGACCUGCUGCUCCUCAGCCAGCAAAUUGGAACCAAUGGAGCUUAAGUCACUAAUGUGUUAUAGUUGUCAGUUAAUCAUCAAGGAUAUGUCGUCAUUGGAACAUCUGCCAGGAUACAUCCUCGCAGACGCCCAGAGGAGGCUGAGGAGGUCUCAGAUGCGAGCGGAGAUCAGCAGUUUUUUGCUGGAUUAA
Knipowitschia caucasica is the source of this 1413-nucleotide messenger RNA. The record is from the annotation of a GenBank genome assembly. Lineage: Eukaryota; Metazoa; Chordata; Actinopteri; Gobiiformes; Gobiidae.